This is a messenger RNA of Rana temporaria (common frog), 3516 nucleotides long. It is a transcript of the gene VAV2, whose product is annotated as vav guanine nucleotide exchange factor 2. Gene Ontology annotation, molecular function: protein binding; guanyl-nucleotide exchange factor activity. Bases 593 to 3247 code for a protein of 884 amino acids. The transcript is spliced from 31 exons. Gene Ontology annotation, biological process: regulation of GTPase activity; cell migration. NCBI's taxonomy places the organism in Eukaryota, Metazoa, Chordata, Amphibia, Anura, Ranidae. Gene Ontology annotation, cellular component: cytoplasm. The record is from RefSeq and is a predicted model, not a curated record.
CGCUGCCUCAGAGAGGCGGGCGGGGGCGCGCACUGGAGGAGAGCGGAGCUCCGGGAGAGGCAGAAGAGGAGAGCCGGGGCCCUUUGUUGUGUGUCUGUGGCCCCUGGAUGGACAAUGCAUGAGGAAGAAGAUGGAAGGAGCUGAGCUGUGCACAUAACCCAGAGAGGAGCCCCUGGCUGCCCCCAGUCUGUGCCUCAAGGAAGUCCUGUCAGCAUUGUACAGUGCAAAGGUUAAUCUAUCAGCUAGCACACAGUGUGCACCCUACACCUUCUACACACACACAGGGUGCACCUUCCCCUUCUACACACACUGAGCACCCAACACUGACACACACAGGGUGCACCUUCCCCUUCUACACACACUGGGUACCCAGCACUGUACAUUCAGCACUGACACACACACACACUGGGCACCCAGCACUGACACAGUGGGCACCCUGCACCUUCCCCUACUGAACAUAGUGGGCACCUAACACCAAUACGCUGGGCACAUUGCACCCUCUUCCUGCUAUGAGCACCCUGACUCCGGCUGCAGCCUGACCUGGAGGAGCCGCUCCUUGCCCCUGGAAUUUGCCCCUCUCACCCCCUCCACCAUGGAGGAAUGGAGACAAUGUGGCCGCUGGCUAAUAGACUGCAAAGUUCUGCCCCCCAACCACAGGGUAGUCUUGCCCUCAGCCGUGGUCUUUGAUUUAGCCCAAGCUCUCCGCGAUGGGGUCCUGCUGUGCCAGCUUCUUCACAACUUAUCCCCCGGAUCUAUCGACCUCAAGGACAUCAAUUUCCGCCCUCAGAUGUCACAGUUCUUGUGCCUGAAGAACAUUCGAACAUUCCUGAAAGUCUGCCAUGAUAAAUUUGGAUUACGGAAUGCUGACCUUUUUGACCCGUUUGACCUUUUUGAUGUUCGGGAUUUCGGGAAGGUGAUCUCAGCACUGUCCAAAGUCUCCCAUCAUGCCAUUGCACAAUCCAUUGGAUACAGGCCCUUCCCCUCGGAGGACACGGCAGAAAACGAUGACGACAUAUAUCGCAGUCUGGAGGAGUUGGCAGAUGAGCAUGACUUGGGUGAGAACGACACUUAUGAUGUACCUUGUGAGGAGGAUGACAUUUACGAAGACAUCAUCAAGGUGGAGAACCAACAACCGAUGAUAAGGUAUAUGCAGAAAACGGGGAUGACUGAAGAUGAUAAGAGGAAUUGCUGCUUAUUGGAAAUUCGUGACACAGAAGACAAAUAUUACAAGACGUUGGAAGACAUCAGAAUGAAUUACAUGGUACCCCUGAAACAGAUACUUACGGCUGCUGAGACUGCUGUCAUUUUCAUUAAUUUGGAGGAGCUCAUAAAAGUCCACUUCAAUUUCCUGAGGACCAUUGAGAUGUCUAUCAUGUCCGGUGGCAGCACCAUAGGCCAGGUCUUCCUGGAUUACAAGGAGAGGCUUCUUAUAUAUGGAGAGUACUGCAGCCAUAUUGAAUAUUCCCAGCAGACACUGGACCAGGUUAUGGUUAUGAGGGACGAUGUCAAGAUCAAAAUUGAGGAAUGUUCUAUGAAGGUUCAGGAUGGGAAGUUCAAACUGCAGGAUCUGAUGGUGAUCCCAAUGCAGAGAGUACUAAAGUAUCACCUCCUGCUCAAGGAACUUCUCAGUCACACAUCAGACUGUCCAGAAAGACAUACACUGAGAGAGGCUCUAGAAGCUAUGCAGGAUCUAGCCAUGUACAUUAAUGAAGUAAAAAGGGACAAAGAGACCCUGAAGAAGAUUGGCGAGUUUCAGAAUUCCAUAGAAAACCUGCAAGUAAAACUGGAAGAAUUUGGAAGACCAAAGAUAGAUGGAGAACUGAAGGUCCGAUCAAUGGUCAACCAGGCGAAGCAGGACAGGUAUUUGUUCCUGUUUGAUAAAGUUGUCAUUGUGUGUAAGAGAAAAGGGUACAACUAUGAGCUGAAGGAAAUCAUUGAACUGCUGUCCCAUAAAAUGACAGAUGACCCCAUGAACAACAAAGACAUCAAGAAGUCACAUGGCAAGAUGUGGUCAUACGGCUUCUUUUUGGUGCACUUACAAGGGAAACAGGGCUUCCAGUUCUUCUGCAAGACAGAUGACAUGAAGAGGAAGUGGAUGGAGCAGUUUGAAAUGGCAAUGUCAAACAUAAAGCCAGAGAAAGCCAACUCCAACCACCAUAACUUCCAGAUGUUCUCCUUUGAAAAGACGACUAGCUGUAAAGCCUGUAAGAUGUUUCUGAGGGGCACAUUCUACCAGGGCUACUACUGCUCUAAGUGCGGGGUCGGUGUACACAAGGAGUGCCUCGAAACAAUCCAUCCAUGUAAAAUGGGUCCCAGUGAUGACAUGGUAAGAUAUUCUGCUCCGCCCAUUCACUCUCCAAGUGCCUCUAAUGCCUCAGGGGCAGAUCAGGAUCCUCUAAUCACAGUAUCUGGACCCAAGAUGGUAGCAAUACAGAAUUACUAUGGAAACCCUGCUCCUCCGGGAAAGCCAGUGUUAACAUUCCAGACUGGGGAGGUGAUUGAGCUGCUGAGGGGUGACCCUGAUUCCCCGUGGUGGGAGGGACGCUUGCUACUGACUAAAAAAUCGGGUUAUUUUCCCAGCUCUUCGGUUAAGCCCUGUCCUGUGCCGAUGAUCCGCCCGGACUACAGUAAAUAUCCCUGGUUUGCAGGAAACAUUGAACGGCCGCAAGCGGACAAUCUCCUAAAAGCCCAUGUUAGUGGAACGUACCUUAUCCGGGAGAGGAUAGCAGAAGCGGAGCGAUUUGCCAUCAGUAUAAAAUUUAAUGAUGAAGUAAAACACAUCAAGGUUGUAGAGAAAGACAGCUGGAUCCACAUCACAGAAGCCAAGAAGUUUGAAAGUUUAUUGGAAUUGGUGGAGUAUUAUCAGACACAUUCCCUAAAGGAAAGCUUCAAGCAGUUGGACACAACGUUAAAAUACCCCUACAAGCUCCGCACCCGCAGUUUACCCAAAUCCCCAGCUUCCUGUGCUUCCUACAACUUUUCUUUUCUCAGUCCUCAGGGCCACAACUUCCCUUGUCAGAAUCCGUCCACUCCAUUCUGGUCAGUGUUCACGCCUCGUCCCAUAGGGACCGCAGUUGCCAGGUACAACUUUGCUGCCAGGGACAUGCGAGAGCUGUCUCUACGGGAAGGAGACAUCGUGAAAAUCUACAGUCGGAUGGGAGGAGACCAGGGCUGGUGGAAAGGAGAAACAAAUGGAAAAAUCGGCUGGUUCCCCUCCACCUAUGUAGAAGAGGAAGGUGUUCAGUGACGGUGGGCCCACGGGUGAAAUUUACACCCCUUCCAGACUUCUGUCAUUUUUUGCACAAUGGAUGGGACUUUCCUACAGAGACCUCUGUGGCCCAUGCACAGGCUAAUGAACUAUCCCAUGCCUCUUCUCCUGAUCGAUGGUCUUCCUUGUUGGUAUUACAUGUAUAUAAGAUUUAUAAUUCUGAUGGCAGUGGAAUAGGAAGAUGCACUGUAACAUGGAAUGUUGGUUUUGCCUAUUUUAAAAAAAAAAUUAAAGUAAAUCAGUUUCUG